GAAAGCAUUUCGUCUCAUUUUCUUAGCAAAUCUUGGUUAGACCCUUUUCUUUCCAUGUCCCCUUUUCUCUACCUUCUUCUCUCUCUAACGCAGAUAUAAAGUGAUGAAUUGAACCAUUUCAUGGUUCCAAGUCUUUUAACCACCUGAAUCCAACUCUGGAAGAAACAGAGAGAACAGAGGAAAACAGAGAUGGACAUGGAAGCUGCAAUGCGAGGCAAGACUCUACUCUGGGUUAUGAUUUGUAGCUUGUUUAUCACGGUUCAUGUUUAUGGAGAAACCUCUAAGAUAGGUCAGUUUUCGAGGAGUGAUUAUCGAGACCAAAUGCGAAGACUGCAAGAGUUCAAGGCCUCGUUAACCGGACGCGAUUCCGGUUCAUUUGUUGCACCAUCUUCAGUCUCACCUGCUCCUAGCCCCAACCCUUCUCAGUCACCGCCGGGGAGGACUAGUCCUCGUGUGUAUCACGUCACAACGUACGGUGCUGAUCCGACUGGGAACAGAGAUAGCACUGAGGCUGUGGCUCAAGCAUUUGCAGAUGCUUUCCGUGGUCCAUCAGAAGGGUUCUUAAUGGAGGGAAUCAGCAACCUUGGUGGUGCACAGAUCAAUCUUGAAGGUGGUCAGUACCUGAUUAGCAAACCGCUCCGGUUUCCGGCUGCCGGAGUAGGAAAUAUUAUGAUUCAAGGAGGAACAUUGAGAGCCUCAGAUGACUUUCCGACAGAUGGAUACUUGAUUGAUCUAUCUGCUUCAUCAUCAUCCCCCAAAAAGAAUGAGAAAACCAGAGAGAGCUCAUCAUCAGUGUCUGCUCAGCUUUCUUUAUCAUCCUACAACUAUGAGUACAUAACAUUAAAAGACCUUAUGCUAGACGCUAACUACAGAGGAGGGGGCAUUUCAGUCAUAAACUCACUCAGAACAAGCAUAGACAAUUGCUACAUAACACAUUUCUACACUGAUGGUAUUCUAGUCCAAAGUGGCCAUGAAACCUACAUCAGAAACUCCUUUCUAGGGCAGCAAAUCACCGCCGGCGGUGAUCACAACGAAAGAAACUUUUCCGGCACUGCAAUCAACCUCAAGGGAAAUGACAAUGCUGUGACGGAUGUGGUGAUUUUCUCUGCUGCUGUAGGUAUAAUGAUUUCCGGACCGGCUAAUAUACUUUCUGGUGUACAUUGCUACAAUAAGGCCACAGGUUUCGGAGGCGUUGGGAUUUACCUAAGAUUGCCUGGUUUGACACAGACUAGGAUUGUGAAUUCUUACAUGGACUAUACUGGUAUAGUUGCUGAAGACCCCGUUCAGCUUGAUAUAUCAAACAGCUUCUUCCUUGGUGACGCAUAUAUUGUGUUGAAAUCAAUGAAGGGUGUUGCCAAUGGGGUCAAUAUAGUUAACAACAUGUUCAGUGGGAACAACAAGGGGAUUGAUAUUGUUCAAUUGGACCAAUCAAAUGGGGGUUUCAAGGAGAUUGAGCAAGUUGUUGUGGACAGGAACGUUGUGAGGGGGAUGAACAUAAAGGGCACCAUUGGAAGGAGAACUGUGCAAGGCAAUGGAAGCUCAUGGGAUAUAGACUUCAACCCAAUUCUUCUAUUUCCUAAUCUCAUUAGGCAUGUGCAGUACUCUUUGAGCACUGCUGCUAGCAAUGUGUUCCCCAACCAUGCCCUGAGGAAUGUGUCCGAUAACCGGGUGGUGAUCGAGGCGGAUGUGGCGGUUCCGGCUUCAGUUUUUGUCACAGUGGAUCAAGGAGCAUCAAGCUGAGGGAUGGCUGAAGCUAAUGGCUUGAAAAUUGUGUCAAAAUUUAUUGGGCGACAAUUGUCAUUUGUGAAUAGGUUGGAAUAUGGAUACAUUUUUAACUUUACAAACUACCGCUAAUUUUCGUUCAUGAGUUAUAUGUAAUACGGGAUUGAAGCAUAUGAUAUGCUGUAAUAGUU
Molecule: messenger RNA, 1913 nt
Organism: Argentina anserina (silverweed cinquefoil)
Lineage: Eukaryota; Viridiplantae; Streptophyta; Magnoliopsida; Rosales; Rosaceae
Product: polygalacturonase QRT3
Exons: 3
Coding region: 190-1740 (516 amino acids)
Molecular function (GO): polygalacturonase activity
Source: RefSeq, a predicted model, not a curated record